Penicillium longicatenatum is the source of this 1065-nucleotide messenger RNA. RefSeq lists its product as uncharacterized. The record is from RefSeq and is a predicted model, not a curated record. Bases 1 to 1065 code for a protein of 354 amino acids. NCBI's taxonomy places the organism in Eukaryota, Fungi, Ascomycota, Eurotiomycetes, Eurotiales, Aspergillaceae. The transcript has a single exon.
AUGCCAUGGACACAACGAAAAGACUACUGGGAAGCCCCCCUAGACGUACACGAACAAUUAUUCAACCAAAUCAAAAACCUGACAACCCCUACCGGCCGUGAAAACUGGAUGAUAAUGCUCAGCGCAGAACUAUCUUAUCCACGAGAAAUCGACAUCGUGCCCCAACUCCGCAAAGCCUGGAAAGCAGUUCGAUUUCAACACCCGGGUAUCGCAACCGAACUAGACCAAAGCGGUCAGAAUAAGCGGUACUACCCCAUUCGCGAUGAAGGGGCACUAGAGUCAUGGGCUGCUACCACGUUCCGCGUGGUAGAAGAAGUCCCUUCAGCAUAUGAGCUCCUUCAUGGGGGAAUUAUUCAAAUCGCCCCAUCACAAGUAACAUCUUACUGGUUCCCGAAAAGCAACGAACUCGCACUUCUUUCAUCGCAUUGGCGCUGGGAUGCACAUGGAUCAUUGUGGCUCAUGCACGAUCUCCUCUCGGAGCUAGCGAGCCCAUCUCCUACAGUAACUACCUUUACAGGAGAAGAAGCCCAUCACCUGGCUCCAUCACUCGAUGAGGUGGUAGGUAUGCCUGAGAAAAAAGACUGGGAUCCAAACUGGGAUGUGCAAGCCGCAGCACUACACGCCGAUACCGCAACCAGUGAUGGGACACCAGCGUUCACGAUAAAAGAGUACCCACAGAUGAUGCCGGGUGAUACAGCUCGCAGCGAAAUUGUCUUCACAGUCGAAGAAACGAGCGCUGUACUAGCUGCGAUCCGUGCGCGUGGCUUAACCGUGGCACCAGUCAUCAACGCCUCUGUGAUCGAAGAGGCGGUGUGUCGGAAUCCGCAUUCAGCUGCAUCACGCUUUAUGUCGUAUGGAAUCUUCGACCUGAGGAAAUAUUGUCCUGCACCGAGUAAUGGGUCGACUGAGGCGGUUUCACAUCGUGUACUUGGAUUACCGUUAAAUGUGCCAGCGCAUGCAUCGUGGAUCGAGUUGGCCAAGACAUUGAAAGAUUACUAUGGGCGAUCGUGGACAGGUGAGAGCGAUGCGCUCUUUGUGCGGGGGUUUUUGUUGAGCAGAUGUUGA